Molecule: messenger RNA, 1947 nt
Organism: Aureobasidium melanogenum CBS 110374
Lineage: Eukaryota; Fungi; Ascomycota; Dothideomycetes; Dothideales; Saccotheciaceae
Product: succinate dehydrogenase
Exons: 4
Coding region: 1-1947 (648 amino acids)
Biological process (GO): tricarboxylic acid cycle; mitochondrial electron transport, succinate to ubiquinone
Molecular function (GO): flavin adenine dinucleotide binding; succinate dehydrogenase (quinone) activity; electron transfer activity
Source: RefSeq, a predicted model, not a curated record
AUGAGUUCAUUCGGUUUGCGACAGUUUGGUGCUUCUUCAAGGUUCUCUCAAGGCCUCAGAAGACAGCAGGCUCGCGCCUUCUCUCGCAGCGCUCCCGCCGCCCGUAUCAUCACAAACCAGCCCCUUCGCGCAAAGGAGGCUUCUCCCUUCCUCAGCAACAAGUACCCCGUCAUUGACCACGAAUACGAUGCUUUGGUUGUUGGUGCUGGUGGUGCCGGUCUGAGAGCUGCUUUCGGUCUCGCCGAGGCUGGCUUCAACACCGCCUGUAUCUCCAAGCUUUUCCCUACCAGAUCGCACACUGUCGCCGCUCAGGGUGGUAUCAACGCUGCUCUCGGAAACAUGCACGAGGAUGACUGGAGAUGGCACAUGUACGACACCGUCAAGGGUUCGGAUUGGCUGGGUGAUCAGGACGCUAUCCACUACAUGACCAGAGAGGCACCCGCCUCGGUCAUCGAGCUCGAGAACUACGGCUGCCCCUUCUCGCGUACUGAGGAUGGAAAGAUCUACCAGAGAGCCUUUGGUGGUCAGUCCAAGGAGUACGGCAAGGGUGGUCAGGCCUACAGAUGCUGCGCCGCCGCUGACAGAACCGGUCACGCUCUUCUUCACACUCUCUACGGCCAGUCUCUCGCCCAUAACACCAACUACUUCAUCGAGUACUUCGCCACUGAUCUGAUCAUGGAGAACGGCGAGUGCAAGGGUGUUAUUGCUUACAACCAGGAGGACGGUACCAUUCACCGCUUCCGCGCACAGAACACUGUCUUGGCCACUGGUGGUUACGGACGUGCUUACUUCUCGUGUACCUCUGCUCACACUUGCACUGGUGACGGUAUGGCUAUGGUCGCCCGUGCUGGUCUUCCUAACCAGGAUCUGGAGUUCGUUCAGUUCCACCCUACUGGUAUCUACGGUGCUGGAUGUUUGAUCACUGAGGGUUCCCGUGGUGAGGGUGGUUACCUCCUCAACUCUGAGGGUGAGCGUUUCAUGGAGCGUUACGCUCCUACCGCCAAGGAUCUUGCCUCGCGUGACGUUGUCUCUCGUUCCAUGACCAUGGAAAUCCGUGAGGGUCGUGGUGUCGGCCCUGACAAGGACCACAUCUACCUCCAGCUUUCUCACUUGCCCGCCGAGGUCCUUCACGAGCGUCUGCCCGGUAUCUCUGAGACCGCCUCUAUCUUCGCUGGUGUCGAUGUCCGCAAGCAGCCCAUUCCCGUUCUUCCCACCGUCCACUACAACAUGGGUGGUAUCCCUACCAAGUACACUGGUGAGGUCCUUACCCAGGACGCUCAGGGUAACGACCAGGUCGUCAAGGGUCUCUUCGCCUGUGGUGAGGCCGCUUGUGUCUCCGUUCACGGUGCUAACCGUCUUGGUGCCAACUCUCUCCUCGACUUGGUUGUCUUCGGUCGUGCUGUUUCUCACACCAUCCGUGACAACUUCACUCCCGGACAGAAGCUCGAGGCCAUCCCCGCCGACGCCGGUGCCGAAGCCAUCAACGUUAUCGACCAGGUCCGCACUGCCGAGGGUCCCAAGACCACCCACGAGGUCCGUCUCGCCAUGCAGAAGGUCAUGCAGACCGACGUUUCCGUUUUCCGUACCCAAGAGUCGCUCGACGAGGGUGUCAAGAAGAUGCGCGACGUCGAUGCCCAAUUCGCCCAGGUCGGCACCAAGGACCGCAGCAUGAUCUGGAACUCUGACCUUGUCGAGACUCUUGAGCUCCGUAACCUCCUGACUUGCGCCGUCCAGACUGCCGAGGCUGCCGCCAACAGAAAGGAGUCUCGUGGUGCUCACGCCCGUGAGGACUACCCCGACCGUGACGACGAGAACUGGAUGAAGCACUCCUUGACAUGGCAGAAGAACCCCCACGGCAAGGUUGAGCUCGGCUACCGCAAGGUUACCGGCACCACCCUUGACGAGGCUGAGUGCAAGGCCGUCCCUCCCUUCGCCAGAAAGUACUAA